Molecule: messenger RNA, 1746 nt
Organism: Pleuronectes platessa (European plaice)
Lineage: Eukaryota; Metazoa; Chordata; Actinopteri; Pleuronectiformes; Pleuronectidae
Product: sterol 26-hydroxylase, mitochondrial
Exons: 9
Coding region: 1-1563 (520 amino acids)
Biological process (GO): cellular response to peptide hormone stimulus; cholesterol metabolic process; cortisol metabolic process
Cellular component (GO): mitochondrial inner membrane
Molecular function (GO): iron ion binding; heme binding; monooxygenase activity
Source: RefSeq, a predicted model, not a curated record
AUGGCUGCAGGACUGUCCCGAUGUCUCACGAGCAGGAGCGGCGGCUGGCGGCUGCCUUGCCCCAUCGCCGUGGUCCGGGUCCGCUCCAGGUUGAGAAGCUCCUCCUCUGCCCCGGAGGUCCUCUCUGCCCUCCAGGACAAACCUCGGACUCUGAAGGACCUGCCACACGUCAGCCCCUUGGAGAUGAUCUACAGGAUUGUGUUCCAGGGUUUCUACAAGCGUGUGCACGAGUUACAGAUCCAUGAGAAGCGGUGCUAUGGGCCCAUAUACAGGGACGGGAUGAGGGCGGUGUCCGUGAACACGCCACAGCUGCUGGAGGAGGUCAUGAGGAACGAUGACAAGUUCCCCUGUCGAGGAGACAUGUCCCUGUGGAGAGACUAUCGGGACAUGAGAGGAUUUGGCUACGGGCCUUUCACGGUGGAGAGCGAGCAGUGGCACAACCUGAGGGCGACGCUGAACAAGCGCAUGCUGCACCCGAAGGACUCUGCCCAGUACGGUGGAGUCAUCAGCGCUGUGGUGACAGACUUCAUCCAGAGGAUCCACUGUCUGCGGCAGAGCAGCCCCACAGGAGACCUGGUGACCAACGUGUCCAAUGAGCUCUAUCACUUCUCACUAGAGGGUAUUGCUUCCAUUCUGUUUGAGACCAGGCUCGGGAGUCUGGAAAAGGAAAUUCCCGCAGGUACACAAGACUUCAUCAAUGCCAUAAGUGAGAUGUUCACCAACAGCUUGCCCGUGAUGUUGACGCCCAAGUGGAGCCGCAACCUGCUGCCCUACUGGAGACGCUACAUCGCCGGCUGGGACGGCAUCUUCACUUUCGCUAAAGUGCUGAUUGAUAAGAAGAUGGAGGACAUCCAGUGGCGUGUGGACAACAGACAAGAGCUGGAGGGAGAAUAUCUCACGCACCUCCUCGCCAACACUGAGAUGAGCCUGAAGGACGUGUACGGCAGCAUCACCGAGCUGCUCCUAGCGGGAGUGGACACGACGUCCAACACCCUCACUUGGACUUUGCACCUGCUGUCCCAGGACCCCCAAAUCCAGGACAGACUUUAUGAAGAAGUGUCCACACUCGUCCCAGCGGACCGGACCCCCUCCGCGGCUGAGGUCACUCGGAUGCCAUAUUUAAGGGCUGUGAUCAAGGAGGCCCUGAGGAUGUACCCGGUGGUUCCUAUAAAUGGGAGGGUCAUUGCAGCAAAGAGCGUUGCGAUUGGUGGAUAUCAAUUUUCUAAGAAAACUACUUUCACGCUCUGUCACUACGCCAUCAGUCACGAUGAAGACGUGUUCCCGGAGCCGUUCACAUUCAGGCCGGAGAGAUGGCUCCGCGAUGGCCGCCAGAUGCCACACCCCUUCGGCUCCAUCCCCUUCGGCUUCGGGGUGAGAGGCUGCGUCGGCCGGCGGAUCGCUGAGCUCGAGAUGUACAUGGUUUUGUUUCAGCUGAUCAGGCUUUUUGAAAUCAGACCCGACCCCACGAUGGGAGAGUUGAAAUGCGUCAGCCGCACCGUCCUGGUUCCAGAGCAGCAAGUGAACCUGCACUUUGUGGAGAGACCACGUGAAAACGCAGCUUGAUCUGUGUUUGGUUCUAAAGCAAAUGUUUCAUCUGAGUGUUUGUAUUUGUUUUAAAGACGAUGUUUACAUCUUUUAAAAUGUAUUCUGUUGGUUUUUAAGCUUUGACCUUUUGUGAUGUUAACGAUGAAAAAUCCCGGGUUAAUGAUCUCUGCUCCCUUCUUAAUGAGCUGCUGGCAUGUUUCC